UUGUAUACUCCUUUCAUAUCUCUGAUUUAUCCAUUUUAUUUUUUAUUUUCACCUAAAAACCAAAAUAUUUGGAAAAAGACUAAAACUAAUUUCUCAUUUGGAUUCCUCAAUAUCUGUAGGUAACACGGGCACAAUGGCUAAAAGCAGCUUUAAGAUCGAGCAUGACUUUGAGAAAAGACGUGCUGAGGCGGCGAGAAUUAGGGCAAAAUACCCUGAUAGAAUUCCAGUGAUCGUGGAGAAGAUAAAGGGAAAUGACAUUCCCAACAUCGACAGAAGAAGUGAGCAACAGUUUGAUGCCAAAUACUUGGUUCCAGCUGACUUGACAGUGGGUCAGUUUGUCUAUGUUAUUCGAAAGAGAAUCAAACUGAGCGCUGAAAGGGCUAUCUUUUUAUUUGUGGACAAUGUCCUCCCUCCAACUGGAGCGAUUAUGUCAACUAUCUACGAUGAAAAGAAGGACGAAGAUGGUUUUCUUUAUGUUACAUACAGUGGUGAAAAUACAUUUGGUUAGUAACUUCAUGCAAUGACCUUAAUGAAUCUCAUGUAAUAAAGUCUCCUGCUUUAAAUAAUUGAUAAGCAUGGCAUCAAUGCAAAGUAUAAACUUUAUGUAUUUACUUGUAUAGUUCAUUUGUACAUAGCUUCUAGGCAGACUAAAAAGACCAAUGAGUAAUUUAAAAUUCAUUCAA
Messenger RNA from Hibiscus syriacus, 683 nucleotides. Its product is annotated as autophagy-related protein 8f-like. The coding region runs from base 134 to 508 and encodes 124 amino acids. The record is from RefSeq and is a predicted model, not a curated record. Gene Ontology annotation, biological process: cellular response to nitrogen starvation. Lineage: Eukaryota; Viridiplantae; Streptophyta; Magnoliopsida; Malvales; Malvaceae. The transcript is spliced from 6 exons.